AUGUCAGGUGAACGGGAGAGGAUGCCUUACUACGGGUACCGAGAGGGCGGGCCCGAGUCGGACUCUAGUGGAGGGUGCUCGGACUCUGAUGGAGGUGAAUCAGAUUCAGAGGGAGGGUUGAGCACGGAGAGCUCGGUGGGGCAUGGUUUGCCUUACCCUGGCUUUACUCCGCUCGCCCUCCGAUAUUUGACGCAAGACACGAGACCCAGGAGUUGGUGUCUUAAACUCAUCACUAAUCCAUAUCCUUUUCAAUAUAUUUCAAGACUAAUAUUAUUAUGGUAA
Messenger RNA from Arctia plantaginis, 282 nucleotides. The record is from the annotation of a GenBank genome assembly. Lineage: Eukaryota; Metazoa; Arthropoda; Insecta; Lepidoptera; Erebidae.